AUGCGCUUCCUCACUCUCGCCGCCCCCUUCAUCGGCCUUGCCGCCGCCAUUCCCGCCCCUGAGCCUGCUCCCGUCAACAAGCCCAGCAAGGUCAAGAUCCACGGCAUCAGCCUGCUCGGCAGCGGCUGCCCCGCCGGCACGGCCGACGUCCAGGUCGAUGCCACCGGCACGCUCUUCGAGGCGACCUUCUCUGCCUACGAGGUCCAGACCGGCCCGGGCACCAAGGCCAUCGACUGGCGCAAGAACUGCAAGCUCACGCUGAACAUGGAGUUUGACCAGGGCUUCCAGUUCUCCAUUCUCGACACCGACAUGAUCGGCUUCGCUGAGAUCCCCACGGGCGCCAGGGGCCAGUGCUCCAACACCUUCUCCUUCACGGGCAACCCGGGCAACCAGGUCACCUACGCAAUCAACCUCAACGGCAAGUUCAGCGGCGACUUCGACCUCCACUCCAACCCCGGCAUCGAGUCGUGGUCUCCCUGCGGCGGCAGCACUGCGAUCCUCAACAUGAACACCGCCUGCAACAUCAGCCCGACCCACCUCCCUGCCCUCAUUGCUGUCGACCACAUCAGCGGCAAGCUCAAGGUCAAGUUCGCCGUCAAGUGGCGCCACUGCCCCCGCAAGUAA
Purpureocillium lilacinum is the source of this 624-nucleotide messenger RNA. RefSeq lists its product as uncharacterized. The record is from RefSeq and is a predicted model, not a curated record. Lineage: Eukaryota; Fungi; Ascomycota; Sordariomycetes; Hypocreales; Ophiocordycipitaceae.